AUGGGCAGUAUUGCAGGGAUUAUCAUUGGCAGGGAACGUGGGCUUCCAACGGUUCGGUCGGCUGGAAAUCUUACGCAUGAGGAAUUUUCAGCGGUCACUUGUGUUUCAAUGUGUGCCGAGGCUACUGAAUAUGGUGGCAGGAAAAAUCCCACACCUUGCACCUCAUCUCCGCCGCUGCCCAUCAGUUCGCCGGUCGCUGACGUCCUGCCACCGUCUUUCUCUCCCUGGGAACAAGCAACGGGAGUCGAUGCACACCUUUUGUCUCAUGCUGUGAGCACAUGUGGGUCCAAGCGUGACCUUUUUGGGGGUCUUCAAUAUCAUUGCCUAGCAAUAAUUACUGGCUAUAUUGCUAAUUUAUAUGUUGGAAGUUCUUUGGUAAGUUUAUACAGUAAAUGUGCCUUGUUAGAAGAUGCUUAUCGGGCCUUUGAAGAAAUGCGUAUCAGAAAUGUGGUGUUAUGGACAGCAAUUAUAGCUGCGUUUGCACAAGAGUCUCACAUUGACAAGUGUUUGGAGCUCUUCCAUGGUAUGAGAAAAUCAGCAUUGAAGCCUAACGAGUUCACAUAUACAAGCAUUUUGAGUGCUUGUACGGGCAGUGGUGCACUUGGACAGGGGAGAAGUGCUCAUUGUCAAAUAAUUCAAAUGGGCUUUUAUGCUCAUCUCCACAUUGACAAUGCUCUUGUCAGUAUGUAUUGCAAAUGUGGAGUGAUCCAAGAUGCCUUGUACAUAUUUGAACACAUGAAAGAUAGGGAUGUUAUCACGUGGAAUUCCAUGAUAGCAGGAUAUGCACAGCAUGGGCACGCAAAAGAGGCUAUUGAUCUUUUUGAAAAGAUGCAAUUGCAAGGUGUUAGUCCAGAUGCCAUAACUUUCCUUGGUGUGUUAUCUUCAUGUCGGCAUGCAGGACUUGUUAAAGAAGGUUGGCUAUACUUUAACUUAAUGGCUGAACAUGGCCUAAACCCAGAAUUAGAUCAUUAUUCAUGUAUUAUUGAUCUUCUUGGCCGGGCUGGCUUGCUUCUUGAGGCACAAGAUUUCAUCCAAAACAUGCCUGUUUACCCUAAUGCUGUAAUGUGGGGUUCGCUACUUUCAUCCUCUAGGCUUCAUGGAAGUGUAUGGAUUGGCAUCCAGGCAGCAGAGAGCAGGUUAUUGCUUGAACCGGGCUGCCCUGCAACACUUCUUCAACUGGCCAAUUUGUAUGCCAGUGCAGGCUGGUGGGAUCAAGCAGCACGAGUGCGAAAAAUGAUGAAAGAGAAGGGGUUGAAAACAAAUCCUGGUUAUAGUUGGAUUGAAAUUAAAAAUGAAGUCCAGAGAUUUGGAGUAGAAGAUAAGUCAAACAGUAGAAUGGCUGAGAUCAUUACAGUAAUCGGUAGUCUAAUAGAUCACAUGAGAAGUUCAGGCCUUCCACAGAUGCCCGAGGAGGAAGAUGUUAUGUUUUCUUAGAACUAGUUGGUCCUUCUGCAUUAGCCUAGAUACAUCGCAAGGCUUUCUAGUAUUUCAAGCAUCCCCUAUGCUUGCAGGGAAGCAGUGAAGAAAAGAUGAAUGACUUGAUGGGGCUAUCAGAAUCUAAACUUUCUCCAGAUGAGAUAAUAUUACAAACCUGGAAUGGCAAGAUAUCUUGAUCUCUCCUUUUCAUAUCUCUUGGUGCGAAUUACUUGUGAGCAAGCAUAGCUCUCAGGACUACAGAGAGAAAGGCAUUCGCAUUUCAUGGCAAUACCAAUUACCAAGUUUCAUACGACCUUGUGAUCUGUUUUGGUUGUUCGUUUAAUUUUGUCCGGAAUUGUAAUUUAUUUCCUCA
Messenger RNA from Prosopis cineraria, 1789 nucleotides. Its product is annotated as pentatricopeptide repeat-containing protein At2g37320-like. Gene Ontology annotation, molecular function: protein binding; RNA binding. NCBI's taxonomy places the organism in Eukaryota, Viridiplantae, Streptophyta, Magnoliopsida, Fabales, Fabaceae. Gene Ontology annotation, biological process: RNA modification. The transcript is spliced from 4 exons. The record is from RefSeq and is a predicted model, not a curated record. The coding region runs from base 1 to 1434 and encodes 477 amino acids.